Petromyzon marinus (sea lamprey) is the source of this 5227-nucleotide messenger RNA. RefSeq lists its product as uncharacterized. The record is from RefSeq and is a predicted model, not a curated record. NCBI's taxonomy places the organism in Eukaryota, Metazoa, Chordata, Hyperoartia, Petromyzontiformes, Petromyzontidae.
AAUCAUACCAAUGUGAAAGCACUAAGAGUCACCACCCACUCGUUGCCAAGUCAGUUGUCAGCUCGGCUCCGUCCUAUGCUAACGCUCAACUCACACCGGCGGUGCAAGUGUUGAUCGUGUACAGAUCGUGGCCACGUCAUCAUGAAGGUCUAUUUGCCGCUUCUGUUGCUGCUGUGGCAGCUGAUCCUGCCGUGUCACUCAAAAGUGGAAAAGGAACAGCGAGAGUUCACAGAUGAACAGGUGAAGGAAACAUGCAAGUUUUCCCUGGAUGAAAUCCACGAUUGCAAGUACACUGGCUGCCUCGAGGUAACAGCGCGAUGUGGCGACAAAGAAAAUGCGACUGCCUGCGAGUUCAAAGAGUGCAUCAGCGUGAAGACAAAAUGCGAGGAGCCGCUCAACCAGUACCUGACGGCGGAGGAAAUCUGCGAGGGGGACGCGUUUGAUCAAGUGGACUUGCGCUGCCUAAUUAACUCACGCCAAAGCUAUGACGAGCUCACAGCAUGCAAGGGCAAGGGCUAUGCGAGCGCCAGGAAGCAAUGCUUUCAGAGUAUGUACAAGAAGAAGAUCGAGGCCAUUGCCAAGAAACAGCUGAAUCUCCGCAGCAUUCCUGACCGAGUGCUCGAGUGCGCGCUGGAUGACUGCUACAAGAAGACAGAGGAGUGCCUUGAACCGUACCAUCUGCAGUAUGCUAAAAACCCAGCCUCCUUGCGGGAGUUUCAGCUGGAACAUUGUGCCUACGUCGCCAAGGACUUCCCCCAUUACUGUGAGACCAUGCAAUGCACCAAGGAAGUGGAUGCUUGCGGAAUGCAGAAUCGGAAUUUGAUAGAAGAGGACGGAACUGACGUGGGACUCAUCGCUGGCGUUGUGUGUGGACUGCUGGUGGCCAUCAUCGCGGUGGCCUGCGUUGUGUUGUUCAUCAAGAAACGAAGCCAGAGCCGUGGGAGCAGCCCCAACGGACGAGGCUCUCCCGUGCAGUUCAGCCAAGUUUCAACCAUCGCCAAUGCGUGAGGAAGCAAGAGAGCAAGCGUGCGAGCACAUACGUACAUGCGUACGUGCUGUGUGGUACGGAAAUCUCUGUGUCACAGCGAUGGGCAACUCAAAAAGACCACACGUGCCACUCAAACCCAUGUUUCUUGCGCAUAUCUUGUUAAUUGGACCGUGUAAGUUUCUUGAUUGGCAUACAAAGGGGGGACCGUGUAUGUCCCGUGCGGUAUUUUGAAUUGCCUAUGCAUGGUUUUCUUGCUCAAUGAUCAUUGCGUUGCUUUGGCUCUGCGUUUUACUGAAAAAUUCCACUUACACAUUCUAUUGCAAGAUUGUAACAAAUGGCAUCAAAGACAGCAAUAACAAUGUAAUGAUCUGACUAAACAAAAUUAAAGCAUUGAAUCGAAUUUCCCCAAGAUAAUUUCCCCAAGAUAAAUGCAACGUAAUCCUAACGUUUGGCCAUAAAACGUUAGGCGCAUGAAAAUAUCGCGCUUGUGAGACUCCUGACAUAUGCGUUGUAAACGCAACUUGCAGUUAACUCUGGAGAUCCAUUGUGUCAAAACCCCCUCUCUUCAAUUGCAGUCCCAAGUGGUUCAUAAUCUAUGGAUAUGUGAGACGGUGCAGUGGAUAGCUUGGUUCGUUAACCACAAAGCAUUUUCCUCUUGGGCCUCCCCCCAUGAUAUUGGCACUCAUGAAUCUGGCCCUGAAUGGCAAGUAUUAUGAAGUUGAUGUUCGCUGACAUCAAAUUGUGAUUGAAUAAAUUGACCCAAAGCGAUAAAAGGGUCUCUGGUGAAAUUUUGCACUGACGGGAUGGAUGCUUUUUGUAUUUUUAACACAACUUAAAAUACUAGAGGACCAUUGUAUAAUUAGAGUCCGCUUAGAUGACCGUUAUGUUUUUCGUUGCUUAUCAUUCAGGUGAAUUUUCGUGCAUUUUGGUGAUCUGGAUGUCUGCAGGGCGAGGUUCUCAAACUCCAGUCCUCGCGACCCAUAACACUAUGUAUUUCUGCAUUUACGUUCUGAUGCGCCCUACUACAUUCUCACCUACUCCGACUGGACAUCUGUGGAUAAAAAAGAGCUUUACAGCUCACCAGAUUCCUCCAGUAUAAAUACAUUUUCUGAUUCUGAAUUACCAAUUUACUCUCCAUUCAAAUACAAAUAAACUUGUUCGGUGCUGCACGGGCCAAUUUAUUGUUAAACAUGUCCAAUGUGAUGUGAUAAUCAAUUAACGCUGUCUGUGUAAAUAUAGCGCAAUCAAAUUAAUAUUGAGAUCUCCAGUGUGUGUGCACUCAUGCUUCCGCGUCACGCGUACAGCGUUAAUUUCUUAGCGCUCGUCACGUGAGACGUGUUUACAACAAUCAUGGGACUCGUGCGGCGUGGAACGAGUUAAUUUUAUUUGAAUGGGGAGUAUAUUUGUAAAUGCCUAGAGACGUAGCAUGGUGAGUCACGCGGACUGGAGUUUGAGAAACCGUGCUCUAUGAGUUUUUAUUAAAACUGUGGUUCGCUGGUUCGAGCUGGGACUCCAGACCCCCUCUCACAAAGCAGAUGCAACCCUAAAAAAUACUACAGCACUUACUGUAUAGACACAUUAACAUGCAUAAGAAUGCGCUUAUUUUAGGGUCCUGCUUUGGGAUGCUUAGCCAAUUCCAUGAAUGAGUGGUUAUUUUAACUCGAGAAUUCAGCCCUGAAUUACUCGACACUGUUCCAGGGUCCGGUCCUGGAAGACAUGCACAGGGUUGCCCAGAUGUCGUGUGACCGCCAUUUAAUUAUCUUAAACUUAAAGGUUUAUUUAAAAUAUAAAUGAAUACACAAUGAAUAUACAAAGGCAAACAUGUUAUGGAUCAAUUAAUUGGGGGUCACAUGACAUCUGCACAACUCUGUAAAGUGCAAGUAAUAAUAUGUAAUUUCAUAUAUAGGCUUUCACAGCCAAUAUUAUUACGAUUCUGAAUUACAGUAUUUUCUAUUUGGGCGAGAUCGUGUCGGUAUACAGUCACGUAAACAAAAUGUUACUCUAACCCUCCACCACCUGGUAGAAACAAUCAACUUGAUAUAUUUGGAUUUGUAAGGUGGUGAAGGUUUACAAACGAAAUCAAUUAUGAACAAGCAAUACUAUAUCAUUUGCUCACUCAAAAGAUUAAUUAUUUAGCCCUCUAUGUAACAAGAUAUUAAAUGUUGUAUAACAUCAUGCAAUAGCGGGUAAAGUGUCUACAGAGGGCAUUGUUACACCUGGUCUCUUGGACCCAGGGCUGCAUUCUAUGAUUAAAGCUGUGGUUACAAGUGUAGGCACAGCGCUCGACGGUGACAUCACAUCGAUUAGCACAGUUGGCUACGUACGGUGCGAAAUAAGUUCAACAUACAUUGCGUACCAUAUUUUUCUACCCUCAUUAACGAAGCUCUGUGUCUAUGAAGGAGGCGAAGUGUUUUUUUGUGGAUUGUGUGUUUCUUUAGGAUAAAGCUUUGCGCGAUCAUUCUGUGUUAGAUUCUGGCCUACCGCUGUCAUGAAUAUAGGCAUCAACGUUCCCACAAUACAAAGAUUAUAGCCUGUUAGGGCUGGUGCUGUUAAGGAGCACUGAUGGGGUGGGUGGCCAGCACCACGCCUCGCCACCUUUGUUACUCGUGUUAAUUUGGUUUUGCGUUGACAAAAUGGAGAUAUUCGCCACUGAUGGACGUGGACGAAAAUCGAUAUCACGCCACCGGGCUCGUAGUGAACAACGCUUAUUACUGCACCACCGCCCCCAAUACAGACACACACAUACAGUCACAAUAAUCAUUAGUAGCUUUGUGGAGAUGACAAACAACGGGAUAAAUGGACAAUAUUUCAGUAAACAUGGAUCGUUGUAAAAUUCUAACAACACGCCAAAGUUGGAUGUUAACUGAGAUGUCUCCAAUAGAUAUUUAAAAUCUGAAAUCAAUUGUUAUUGUAUAGAAAGACACUAGUAGUGCUGCUUGGUGCACAAUAUUGCAAUGGUGUGCAAUCUCUCUUUAAUAAUCGCUGGGGUUAAUUUUGCUCAUAUGAGUUUUUACUCUUGGAGUUUAUCUUCAAUAUAAUUGUUCAUUCAUAGGGUUAAGGAGCCGUCGGCAAAGUUGCACAGGAUAACGGAAGCUAGCUGUUCACCAUUCAACAAAAAACUCAACACAUUCGUCAAUAAUAUUGUCACCUUUAAAAAAAGGUUAUAGUAGGUGACGUUUCGGGUAAUGCCCCUUUUUCACAGUACAUAGGAAAGAGGAGCUAUUGCGCGAGACAUCGCUGAUUGUAUCUUACGAUACCAAAUCGUGACACUGGUUCCAUGUCAGACUGCGAUUCACUCCAGCGGAAGGCGUGAAUGUGCCUGUGGAUAGACUUUAGCCUCGUAAUGCGGAGGCGGGCCCGGCAUACAUAAAUUUCUUCUGAGCGGGUUUUUUUUUUUAAAUAGCAGCUCAAUAAACGUGCAACGUUAAGCCAACGUUGGCACGUUAUUAAAACCUUUGGGCCAACGUUGGCUCAACGUUCCAUGUUUACUGGGGGGUCGGGUGAAGACAACAUUCCAGAAUCACAGGAGACAUCACAUCGUCAACAAAAGAGGUGCGCAAGCUUUCAGCCGGAACAGUCAAGGAACGUUACCAUCGGGGAUUGUUGGCUCGUCACAUCCACCCCAGUAAAACAUGUAACGUUUGCCAAACGUUCGGCUAACGGUUCCAGCUAUGUACCAACGUUGAAACAACGUUGGCACGUUUACUGGGAUCUUGCCUAAAUGUGUCCUCAGAACUUGAAUAAAACGGCUGAUAGGUUUAUUGGAAUAUAGGGAACAAUAAUGGAGGAUUCUCACGUGUUCUGUUCUCUAGUGGUAGUGCUUUCCAACAAUAAUCGCUACUCCAUGCCAGCCUAGCAAUGUUCCGGAGAAUAUCGAGUGAUUAAUUAAACUCUGCUCCUAUCCCUAACAAGGUGAGUGGUGUCUCUUCGUUGUAUCCUUCUAAAAUGGCUACAUGCAGCAGCCUCCUAAUGUGUCUCCGUUUCGUAAAAAAAACAAGUGCACAAAAGAGGACCUUGCUGUUGUCAGCAAAAUUUUGGUUUUGGAAUUGUCACUCACUCGACUGAUGUGAUUUGAUUUAAAUACGGUGGUUUGUUUUCAACACCAGUUUGGUUUUCUGCCUAUUUGAAUAUAAACACGUCCGGUGGUGUAAACAUCUCUAUAUACCAAUUGUGGCAAAUAUUUGGUGUGUAAUUUUUUCUGAAGUGAGAAAUAAAGGCUUAAGAUUGCUGAACAAUUAA